AUGGCUUCUGCAUGGACACCGCGGCAGCGUGAGCUGUUUGAAAAGGCCAAGUCUUCCAAUGUGGUCGAUUUCAGACGCUCAGGAAUCACUGACGCCGAUGCUUUGGUUAUUGCCGAGGGUCUCAAGGAGAAUCGCAAUUUGCAGUAUCUCGAUUUGGAUGGCAACCAGAUUGGCGACGCAGGAGCACAGGCGAUCGGAGCUGCGCUUCGAAACAAGGCCAAGCUGUCUAUUCUCUAUUUGAGCAGGAACAAGAUUGGUGACACUGGAGCUCGUGCCAUCGCUGAAGGCCUGCAGACGUCGACUGCACUCACUGACCUCCGGAUGCACACCAAUCAAAUUGGCGAUGCUGGAGCACAGGCGAUCGGAUCUGCGCUUCGAAACAAGGCCAACCUGUCCAUUCUCUAUUUGAGCAACAACAAGAUUGGUGACAUUGGAGCUCGUGCCAUCGCUGAAGGCCUGCAGACGUCGACUGCACUCACUGACCUCCGGAUGCACACCAAUCAAAUCGGCGAUGCUGGAGCAGAGGCGGUCGGAUCUGCGCUUCGAAACAAGGCUAACCUGUCGAAACUGAAUCUGACAGACAACCAGAUCUCUGCAAGCGCCGUUCAGUUUUUAUCCAAAAGCGUUCUCGCAAAAUGCGUUUUCUCGGCCGAAAAUCAGCGCACUCGCCCUCAAAAUGCAAUCAGUCCUCCUGCCAUUCCACCGAAACCUGCCCACUUAGACCAUACUCCCAACUCGCCUCUCGCUGCGUCUGAUGCGACGUCGCAGCAAGUUCGUGAACUCCAGGCGCGUAUUGCUCAGCUGGAGCUAGCUCAGCAAACCACAACCGCGGCACCCAUCCUCUCCACCAUUCCGCGAGUGUCGUUGCAAGUUCUGUCGCAAGCCACAACGCAGUUUUCAGAGUCCAAGCGCAUCGGUGGCGGUGGAUUUGGCAGCGUCUACUCUGGUGUGUGGAGCGGUCAGCGAGUUGCUGUCAAACGGUUGGCAGCGGAUUCAACUCAAGGCGUGGCUCAGUUUGAGGCCGAGCUCGAAGCCCUCUCGCGUUUCCGUCACCCGAAUAUCGUCACCAUCAUGUGCUAUGCCCAGGAAGGCAACGAGCGUUGCUUGGUCUACGAGCUGAUGCCAAACGGCUCUGUUCGCGAACGUCUCGAUCGCAAGGGUGGCACGCCUGCAUUGAGUUGGCAGCAGCGCCGAACCAUUGCGACUGAUAUUGCAAACGCUAUGCACUUUGUGCAGACUGCCAUUCCGCGUCAGCCGCUGUUCCACCUGGAUCUCAAGACCGACAAUGUACUUUUGGCCGCCGACUUUCAUGCCAAGGUCGCCGACUUUGGUCUGACGCGCUCUGCUCCAGCUCAAGUGGAUGCACACAGCUACAUUCGUACGCAAACGGUUCAAGGCACACUGCAGUACAUCUGCCCGCAGUACCACCAGGAAGGCAAGGUCUCCAUCAAAACGGAUGUGUACUCGUACGGCAUGAUUCUGCUUGAGCUUGUUACUGGACAACAGCCCAGCAUCGAUUUGAUGGGUACUGUUCGGCACCAGCUUAAACGGAGCCGUAAAAUCGAUGCGGUGCUUGACAAGGCAAUUGACUGGAGCAGUGAAGCUAAAGAGUCGGCACAGGCCAUCGCCGAGCAUGCGGCUGAUUGUCUCGAACCCACGCGAGUGGAUCGACCGUCGUUCGGCGAGAUUUUGAGGCGAUUGUCUGGCGAAGAAGUUGCAGGAGCAAACGAGGAAGAGAUUAUCGAGGGCAGCGAUCGCGAGUGCUUGGUCUGUUACAACGCCCCGACGAAUGCCAAGCUGAUGCCUUGUCACCACGCAUGUGUCUGCGUUGCGUGUGCUCAAUGGAUGAUACAGCGUCGAGACAAGUGCAUGAUUUGCCGAGUCCUUCCGACUUCGUUCCAACAGGGCACGUACACCAAGACUUUUGUUCCGUGA
Molecule: messenger RNA, 1935 nt
Organism: Capsaspora owczarzaki ATCC 30864
Lineage: Eukaryota; Filasterea; Ministeriida; Capsasporidae
Exons: 10
Coding region: 1-1935 (644 amino acids)
Biological process (GO): protein phosphorylation
Molecular function (GO): ATP binding; protein binding; protein kinase activity
Source: RefSeq, a predicted model, not a curated record